AGGAGGAAAUGGUGUGGGCUGGUGCUGUGCGCAGAGGACGUCUCCGGCUGUAAACAGUCCGGUAAAACUCUGGCCCGCGUCUUGUGUUUUUGUUCAGUCUCCGUGACUUACGCAGUGGUUAAAGUAAUCUAGUGGUGUAUGCAAACAGCCACAGUAUUCUGGAUGCGACAGUCUGCAGAGGAAGAGACUUUGGAUGUGACGCGCUGACAGGUACCCGUGGGUCGAGCCUAGUGUUUACUUGGGAUGUAAAGCUGUCCACUAUGAAAAAGAGAACCAAGAAAGAGCGAGUGGAAGAGGACACUUUAUGCUGUUGUGAAUAUGUGAACGGACAGGGUGAACGCAGUCAUGUGGCGGCCUGCUGUUGUGACUGUGAGGACCUGGAUGAUGUGUGUGACAGGUUUUUGAAAAGAGAGCCUCAGAAACCCGACUCCUUCUCUAGAAUGGCUGAGGUCGUCACGGACAGGAUUCGGGUGCCGUGGCUGUGGGGCGGAGCCAGGAAAGUUGACCUGUCAAUCAUCCCCCCACUUGUACUUCUACCUAUUCUUCUACACAUCGCUGCUCUGCACUUCCUGUUGGGGGUACUAGUGCUCACAGCUCUGCCAGGUCUGGUGCUGUGGUAUUACUAUGUCACUCAUCGUAAAAAGGGACGGACACUCUUCUUCCUCAGCCUCGCUCUCUUCUCUCUGGCAUAUAUGUACUACCUGUUUAUCACUGUUGUGGUCCCCCAUGGAAAUGUUGGCAUGGUUCAACUGGCAAUAAUUACUCUUGGUGUCAUAUCCACUCUGGCAGCACUCAUCCGAACUAAGAAAGGUCCUGGGGUGGUGUUGCCAAAUCGAGAGGUCUGUCAUAGCACUGUUACAUACUACGCUCAUCUGCCUGAAAAAGACCCAGCCAUCAACGGCGGGAAGCAUGAAGUGAUGUUGAUGGAGCGGGCUGGAGUGUCAGAGCCAACAGACAGAGAGCUAAAAGAAAGUCAUCGUAAAAACUGGUGUCCCGUGUGCAAAGUAGUACGGCCUUCUCGGGCAGGACACUGCCGAAUCUGUGGCGUUUGUGUCCUGCGCCUGGAUCACCACUGUGUCUGGAUUAACAGCUGUGUGGGCCAGGCCAAUCACCUCAGCUUCCUUCUAACUCUCAUCUUGUUCCUGCUGACCUCCGUGUAUGGGAUCUGCUUGGUGCUGCAGAGUGUGUGUCCAAAACAACACAUUUUCACAGCUCUUCUCUACUGCCCAGGGGUCUACAGCGAGUUCAGCGCUGCGCUGUGCUUCACCUGUGCAUGGUACAGCAGUAUUGUGACUGGAGGGCUUCUUCACCUGCUCCUGGUGCAGGUAAUCAACAUCAGCUACAAUGUGACAGAGCGGGAGGUUCGCAUCGCCCUGCGGGAGAAAACUGCCCAAAGAGCCUUUUGGGGUCUCAUUGUAGACACACAAGUCUACUCCAGAGGAUUUUGGCUAAACUGGUCUGAAUUUUUGUCAAUGGGAGAUAAGGUGAAUUUCGCCUCUUUGACUCCAGCAGAUGUGGUUUAGUGGACCAAGUCUUGAGCUACAGUACUGUUUGUGUACACUUGAUGGCAGCAUAGUCCCUUCUAUUCCUCACUUUAUUGGUCUCUUGCUGAAAACACUCCAGAGACCUGCACAGACUGUUAUCAACCACUCUUUAAUGCAGCGUCGUUUACCACAGCAUGGGACCUGCCCCCAAGUUGGCCUGACACAUAGCAAUAACAGUAUACCUUAACAAGAUAUAUCGACUGCCUUUUAUGUGACACACAUCGGGUACCUCUUUCUUUACUACUCUGUGACCCCUAAAACUCACCACCUCAUCCCACUUUUUAUAUCACUGCUAUAGUCUGCAU
Periophthalmus magnuspinnatus is the source of this 1849-nucleotide messenger RNA. It is a transcript of the gene zdhhc23b, whose product is annotated as zinc finger DHHC-type palmitoyltransferase 23b. Gene Ontology annotation, biological process: protein targeting to membrane; peptidyl-L-cysteine S-palmitoylation. Gene Ontology annotation, cellular component: endoplasmic reticulum; Golgi apparatus. The coding region runs from base 261 to 1523 and encodes 420 amino acids. The record is from RefSeq and is a predicted model, not a curated record. NCBI's taxonomy places the organism in Eukaryota, Metazoa, Chordata, Actinopteri, Gobiiformes, Gobiidae. Gene Ontology annotation, molecular function: protein-cysteine S-palmitoyltransferase activity. The transcript is spliced from 5 exons.